UCACCUUUUUUCCCCUCCCCCUAUAAAUACAUAUAAAUACAGGUUGAUCAUAUCGCUUCUCCUCUUCCAUCUCACAGAGCUUCCAAAUUCCAAGAACUGAAGAAAAAACUUUCAAGAACAUCUGAAACAUGGCACUGCCCAUCAAGCUUCUCCUAGUCUCUGCAUUUCUCUCCCUCCUCCUCCUGAUCCAAGGCGCGGCGGCGAGGUCGUCGCCGGCGGCGGGGAAGUGCGCGGCGGCGAGCGUGGAGGUGGAGCAGGCGAACACCGGCGAGAAGGCGGGGUACGACCCGGUGUUCGAGGUGACGGUGCGCAACCGGUGCGCGUGCGCGGCGCGCGGCGUGCGCCUCCGCUCCGAGGGGUUCGCGAGCUCCGUCGCCGUCGACCCGCGGCUGUUCCGCCUCGACCGCGACGCCGGCGACUACCUCGUCGGCGACGGCCGCCGCAUCGAGCCCUCCGCCGCCGUCACGUUCCGCUACGCCUGGGACCGCGCCUUCCGCAUGGCGCCGGCCGCCCUGCUCGACGACUGCUCCUGAAAAACCAACCAUCAUCGAUCGUCCACUGAUUGAUUCUCUGAUCGAGAUUCAAGAACAACCGGUGAUAAAUGUGUUUAUUAGCAGCGUGUAGUGACAGUGAAUUAAGGAGUAAUUAGUAGUAGUAUUUACUUAGUUGAGAGUGUUCUUGGGUAUUUGCUGGCUUGCUGCUAAUGGCAUCAAUGGCAUGAAUGAUCAUUGGGCAUUGGCAUGUGCUGAAGAACACAAAUCGGAUUCAGAAAAAAAAAGUGAAAGGUGGAUGAGGCUUUUUUGUUUUUAGCUGAGAAGAUCAAGUGUCUCAGUUUCAGGUGACGGGAAUGUAUGGUUUGGUUGGUUGUUUGCUUCCCAGUAAAGGAGCUUAGUGGCUAAGUCUUGGAUUAAUUUAACCCCUGUGUUCAACUUCA
Oryza sativa Japonica Group (Japanese rice) is the source of this 934-nucleotide messenger RNA. Its product is annotated as TPD1 protein homolog 1B-like. The record is from RefSeq and is a predicted model, not a curated record. Lineage: Eukaryota; Viridiplantae; Streptophyta; Magnoliopsida; Poales; Poaceae. Gene Ontology annotation, biological process: cell fate determination.